AUGUCAAAGUGUACAGUUGGUGUUCGACAAGAAACAUUAGAACAAAUGUUACAUGUCCUUGAUGCAUCAUCAAUAGAUGCUUUAACAAAAACAGCUGAAAAAAAUAUGCAUGUUUUUUCAAUUGCUGAGCAAAAUGAAUUAAUUCAACUUAAAUUAGUCAAUCGUCUUUAUGCACAAAAAACAUAUAAACUUCACCAGGAAUAUUUAAGUCUUGUUCAAAAUUCAUUUAAAAGUGAUAUUAAACUUGAAGAUUUUGAAAAUAAUAGUGUUCAUGUUGUUGAAACAAAAAAUACAUGGGUUGCAGAACAAACAAAUAAAUUAAUUCAAAGUUUACUUUCGAAAAAUGAUGUUACACGUGAUACACGAUUAAUUAUUGUUAAUUGUAUUUAUUUUAAAGGUACAUGGCUAAAACAAUUUCAAAAACAUUCAACAAAUCCAAAUGCUGAUUUUCGUGAAACUAAUGGUAAUAUUUCAAAAAUAAAAUUAAUGUAUCAAAAAGAAAAAUUUGAUUAUGCUGAAGACAAUAAUUUACAUGUACAAAUUGCUCAUUUGCCAUAUCAAAGGGAUAAUGAUCAAGUUGAAUUUGUUUUUACUGUAAUCUUACCUAAACAAAAUGUCUCAUUAGAUGAAGUUGAACAAAAAUUAGCAUCAAAAACAAAUUUAAUGCAACAAAUAUUAAGUUAUGAAAAAACAACAAGAGAAGAACUUCUUUUAUAUUUACCAAAAUUUAAAAUGGAAGCUACAUUUGAAUUAAAUGAUGUUCUUAUACGACUUGGAAUGAUAAAUGCAUUUAGUGAUACCAAAGCAAAUUUUACUGGCAUUUUCAGUGAACAAAAUGAUAAAAAUGGUUUAUACAUUAGCAAGGUUAUUCAUAAAGCAUUUAUCGAUGUAGAUGAAAAAGGAUCAGAAGCAGCAGCAGCUACAGCGGUUGUUAUGACUUUUGGUUGUGCAUUAAACUUUUCAGAAUCAUCGCCUAUUGAAUUCAAAGUUGAUCGACCAUUCUUAUUUUUUAUUCGUGAAAUUCGACAAAAUAUUGUUUUAUUCAGUGGCAAAUUUGUUUCACCACCAACAUCUUCAUAA
Molecule: messenger RNA, 1080 nt
Organism: Rotaria sp. Silwood1
Lineage: Eukaryota; Metazoa; Rotifera; Eurotatoria; Philodinida; Philodinidae
Source: the annotation of a GenBank genome assembly